Messenger RNA from Iphiclides podalirius (scarce swallowtail), 264 nucleotides. The record is from the annotation of a GenBank genome assembly. Lineage: Eukaryota; Metazoa; Arthropoda; Insecta; Lepidoptera; Papilionidae.
AUGGAUUCUUCGAGUAAAUCUGCGUCCGCGAACCAAAAUAGAACUCGGGAAGUUUCUUACAAUCCAUGGAACUUAUUAUUCAAAUCGAGAAAACGCACCGAAAGUGGAAGCAGCACAAGUUCUACUAACUCACAAAAUUGUCAAUCAGGUCCCCCAUUUGGAGGCUUCCAAAAGCCGUUAAGUAAAAACAACGAAGAGUAUCUAUACAUGAUAUGGCGAUCAAGACCACCAAUGGCCGCAAUGACGACGGAGUUCCACAGAAAA